AUGACUUCUUGUAAAAUCAAUCACUCUCCACAGUGGCUUCAAACACAAACUAGGAUUCAAGAUUUAGAUCUCUCUAAUACUGGCAUCUCGGGCAAGCCACAUGAAUGGUUUAUCAACACAACUAGCCUCCUUAGGUUGAACCUUUCCAACAACUUUCUCACUGGACCUCUCCAAAAACAACUCUCUCUAGGUCAAUGGGAUGUAGAUGGGUCGUUUAUAGAUCUUUCCUCAAACCAAUUCUCAGGUCCCAUCCUACUUAGCUUCGGGAAAGAUUAUUGUGGAAUUUCGAGUUUGCAAUUGAACAACAAUAGUCUUACGGGACAUAUUCCUUCAUCUCUCUGGAAUUGUACCCAAUUGCAAAUUCUAGAUCUUAGCAGAAAUAAACUCUCCGGACUAAUACCACCUUGGACAAGUGAUCAAUUAUUAAAUUUGUAUGUCCUUAGGCUUCAAGAAAAUCAGCUUGGUGAAGUCAAUUCUAAAGAGGAUUCCACCAUCUUAAAGAAUCUGUGUAAGCUCAGAGACUUAAACAUAUUAGACCUCCAGAACAACCGCUUAUCCGGCACAAUUCCAAAUUGUUGGGAAUCUUCUACGCUGCAGGUUAUAAAUCUUUCAUCCAACAAUCUUUCUGGUGUCAUCCCAUGCUCUCUUGGAAAUAUUUCCAGCUUGGAAUAUUUGCAUUUGAGUGAUAACAAACUGGGCGGUCACAUUCCUUCACGCUUGAGCAACCUCACACAAUUGAGACUUCUCAAUCUCGGUGGAAAUGAGUUAGCAGGGGCUAUACCCAAAUGGUUUGAUACAAGUUUUUCGAGCUUGGAAGUACUCAGGCUGCCACGAAACAAGUUCAGAGGAUCUGUUCCUAAGGAACUAUGA
Molecule: messenger RNA, 870 nt
Organism: Chenopodium quinoa (quinoa)
Lineage: Eukaryota; Viridiplantae; Streptophyta; Magnoliopsida; Caryophyllales; Amaranthaceae
Product: LRR receptor-like serine/threonine-protein kinase ERECTA
Exons: 1
Coding region: 1-870 (289 amino acids)
Molecular function (GO): protein binding
Source: RefSeq, a predicted model, not a curated record